This is a messenger RNA of Fonsecaea multimorphosa CBS 102226, 1335 nucleotides long. RefSeq lists its product as uncharacterized. The record is from RefSeq and is a predicted model, not a curated record. Bases 1 to 1335 code for a protein of 444 amino acids. The transcript is spliced from 2 exons. NCBI's taxonomy places the organism in Eukaryota, Fungi, Ascomycota, Eurotiomycetes, Chaetothyriales, Herpotrichiellaceae.
AUGUCCGCCGCCGCUGGUACCGUUCGGGCAGCAGCACCGGCCUUUCUCACUCGUUCUCUGAUAUUUACUCCUUCUCACCUAAGUCACCACCUCCACCAAAAUAUCCAACGAAGCCUCGAUCCUUACAGAUUCAACGCCAGGAAUCUGCACUCGUCGCCGCGGCGUCCAGCCACCGUCCCUGCCUCCUCCUCCGCUGAUAUGUCUGACUCGGCCAUUCCGCACAUUUCACUACACAUCGCGGCGUCUUCGAGCGGGAAAGGCCGAAAAUACCGUCCGGAAUUGAGCACGUACGAGUACGUGCCGAGUGACGACGACGGGCUAGGCCUGCAACAUGGCUCGACGCUCGAAGAGAAGAGGAUCCGACGGCCCGAUAGUGGACAAGAUGCAUACUUUGUCGCUCGUGUUGGAAAGGACCCGAACACCACAGCUUUCGCAAUAGCGGACGGCGUCGGUGGCUGGACGGAGCAUGGAAUCGACCCAGCAGACUUCUCCCACGGCAUGUGUAGCUACAUGGCAGAGACGUCCCUUUCAUGGUCAUCAAACGAGCGGCUCAGUCCUAAACAACUCCUCGAGCUGGGCUACGAGAAAACAAUAAGGGAUCCAGCAAUCCACGCAGGAGGAACAACCGCCUGUGUUGCGGUGACAGAAGGAGACGGCCGCAUGCGAAUCGCAAAUCUGGGCGAUUCGGGUUUCCUACAGUUGCGAUUGGGGACGGUGCAUCAUUACUCCAACCCGCAGACACACGCUUUCAAUACUCCCUACCAGAUGAGCCUCACCCCGCCCGAGAUUCUGGCUCAAGCGAUGAUCUUCGGCGGCUUGCCUCUGAACGACAAACCCGACCGUGCCGAUCUAGCGGACCACAUGCUCCGGCACGGCGACGUCCUUGUGCUGGCCACGGACGGUGUGUGGGACAACCUCAACUCCCAGGACAUAUUGUCCAUCGUGUCUCUGCACAUGCGCACCACGGGUGCCUGGUUGCGGUCCAAGGACCAAGGGUAUAUCGUCUCGCCCGUGCUCUCCGAGCUCGUGGACCACAGCCUAGCCCCUCACAAGCACAAGCUCCGAAUCUCGGACACGGUCGACAGCUCUAUCCAACAACUGCCGCUCGCGACGGGCACUUUGCAGAGCGUUCUGGCCGCGGCAAUCGUCGGGGAAGCAAAGAACGCCAGCCUCAACACGAAGCGAGAUGGUCCUUUUGCCAAGGAGAUGCAGAAGCAGUUCCCCUACGACGCUUGGCACGGUGGGAAAGUAGACGACAUUGCUGUCCUGGUUGUCGUGGCCGUGGAUGAGAACAAGACCAAGGACGACACGCGGAAGCUGAAGCCGAAGCUAUGA